Molecule: messenger RNA, 1211 nt
Organism: Brachypodium distachyon (stiff brome)
Lineage: Eukaryota; Viridiplantae; Streptophyta; Magnoliopsida; Poales; Poaceae
Exons: 5
Coding region: 341-946 (201 amino acids)
Biological process (GO): regulation of growth; gravitropism
Source: RefSeq, a predicted model, not a curated record
GAGGAUUAAAUCUUCAGUGAUUGCAAAUCUUUUGCCCCUUUUCAGUCGAAACAAAAAGAACAAUGAACAGAACAAUUAACUGAGAGGUGUGGUGUGGAUUACAACAACUUGUAACUUGGAAUUCUUGACACGGCCUGCUCAGGAAAUUACAAUAAACAGUAGGCGCAUUGGAGCUCGAGCUAUCAAUAAGUUCAGUGCUUGCCUUCAGAUGAUCGGAGUUCCUCCUAUAUAUAUAGCCUGAAUCAUCCAUCAGUUCUGCUACUCAGUCAAGAAGACAAGAACUGAAGAAAAUUUUGCUGCUGAACUUUCUUACACAGGAGGGUGCAAGAAGCCAAGACUCAUGAGGGUUCUGAACUGGAUGCAGAACAGGCUUCAUGGGGCGCGCUGCAGCAACAAGAAUUCAGAGUUCAGCACAGGCUCCAAUCAACCAGCUGCUGACACUUCCGUUCUAACCGGACCUCAUCGUGACGACGACGACGACCUCCAUGACCGCUGGGCCCCGGUGAUGCUGUCGAUUGGGACGUUUGGUGUAGGCGAGGGUCGGGAUGCGCUCAAGAAGCUGCAACAGGAGCUCACGUUGAUCAUGAGUGCCAAGGCGGAGGAACGCGAGGAGGACAAGAGGCGUCAUCACCUGUUGCUGGAGAGGUCCUUGAAUGGAGAUGGAAGGAUAGUCAAGCACAGGUCGUUCAGGAAACUUGUAACCAGUGUAGUCCGUGGCUUCCUGCCCAGACCAAGGCUCAGGGGAACGAUGCCUGGAUCCAGACCUAUUCAGAUCCCCUUGCCAUUGCUCUACAUGGACAUACUCCUCGAGAACUCGGCAUCGUCAGAUAUGAAGAUCAAGAACUACCAAACAGCCGUGCAAUUUCACAGCAGCAGAGAUGCGGAGAAGGAACAAGAGAUCAAAUGGAUCAGAACAGAUUCAGAGUACAUCGUGCUAGAGAUCUGAACUCACAAGACGGCAGCAAAGAACAGAGGGGAACAGCCUCCUGAUACAAUUUUGUUUGGUACAUGUACAUGUCUAUUUGUAAAAUGUUGUCAGUUUACCGAAAUACAGUGUUCCGGGUAGUUUUUCACUUCUCUAGUUGAUUGUGUAGAGGCCCCGAGGGCAUUGGUGAGGUCUACCAAGACUAACACCAAUACCCUUGGCAGCAACUGAUCCUAGCAGCAGCUGGUUGCAAGCAAACUGAAAUAUGCACAUGCUCUCUCCUCAA